CACUGAACUCCAACCCCCGCGCGCUCUAUCAGCAUCUCAUUCCUGUCUCAAUAUGUCUCAAGAUGGCGGCCAAUGCAGGAUCGAUGUUUCAAUAUUGGAAGCGCUUUGACUUACAACAACUACAGAAAGAACUCGACGCCACCGCCACACAGCUCGCCAACAGACAGGAUGAGAGCGAACAGUCCCGGAAGAAGCUCAUCGACCUUAGCCGCGAGUUCAAAAAGAACACACCAGAGGACUUUAGAAAACAAGUCGCCCCUUUGCUCAAGAGCUUCCAAGGAGAGAUCGACGCCUUGAGUAAGAGGAGUAAAGAAGCAGAGGCCGCCUUCUUAAACGUGUACAAGAAAAUAAUCGAUGUCCCAGAUCCCGUACCUGUGCUGGAGCUGGCUCAGCAGCUGCAGCUGAAGCUCCAGAGGAUGCACGACAUUGAGACGGAGAACACCAAACUUCGGGAGACACUGGAGGACUACAACAAAGAGUUUGCAGAGGUCAAAAAUCAAGAGGUGACCAUCAAGGCCUUGAAGGAAAAAAUCCGCGAAUACGAGCAGUCGCUGAAGAACCAAGCAGAGAACCUGGCACAAGAAACGCAGCUCCAGUUGCACAACGACUAUGCAGAGAAGGAGAGGAAACUCCAGGAGAGCCAAGACUCCAUGUCAUCACGGUUGGAAGAGGCCGAGCACAAGGCCCAGUCCCUCCAGACAGCACUUGAAACAACUCAGGCCGAGCUCUUUGAUUUGAAGACGAAGUACGACGAGGAAUCCUCAGCAAAGGCUGACGAGAUCGAGAUGGUGAUGACAGACCUUGAAAGAGCCAAUCAGCGAGCUGAGGUGGCGCAAAGAGAGGCUGAGUCACUGCGGGAGCAGCUGUCCUUGAAUAACCAAUCCCAGCAGGCCGCCAGCCCGACCGGCAAGGCCGACCCCGACGCGGAGCAAACUGUGGAGGUGGCAUCCCACACAAGUCUGGAGGCGGAGCUCAGGGCCAAAGAAAGGGAGAGCGCACAGCUGGUGGAAGACGUCCAGAGACUGCAGGCCAGCCUGACCAAACUACGAGAGACCACCAGCAGCCAGAUCACACAGCUGGAGCAGCAGCUCAGCAGCAAGACGGCCGUUCUCAAGGAACUGGAAGAGAAACUCGAGAAGCAAGCAGACUAUGAGGAGGUGAAGAAGGAGUUGGGUAUUCUGAAGUCAGUCGAGUUUGGAACAUCAGAUUCCGUGCAGGAUUCAUCCAAACCUCUGGAGGUGCUGUUGCUGGAGAGGAAUCGUAGUCUUCAAUCGGAGAGCGCCGCGCUGCGCAUAGCCAACGCCGAGCUCAGCGGGCCAGCCGGGCGGAAAGGGACAGAAGAGUCGACACCUAAGGAGGAAAGCGGCGAGCCCUCUUCUUCGCCCCCUCCUCCUUUCCCUUCCUCCUCGCAGCCUUCCAUGUCUCGCACUCUCACGGAUGCCCUCAACACGGCCACCACGACCAGCAGCAGCAGCAGCGGGGACGCGCACCCCUUCACUCCCACGGGCAUUGGCCAGGACUUCUACUCCCCGGUCUUCCCGCUGGUGGGUGGCAAGAUGGCUUUGAACUCGUUGAUCCAGCGGCAGCUGCUGCAGACCUUCUACUCCAAAGCCUUGCAAGAGUCGUCCGGGAUCCCCGGCGGGGCUCUUCUGUUCACCCCUUUCACUCCGACCCUCAGCUCCAUCCCUACCUCCAGCCCGGGCUGCGCGUCGGCCGCCGUCCCCCUGGCGGCCAGCAGCCCCCAGCCGCCCCCGGCCAGCCCGGACAUGGCCCCCGUUAACGGGAGCAGCACGGCCGGCAGCGCCCCGUCGCCGUCCCCGAGCCACUCGGACGCCACCACGGGGAGCGUUUUGGACGGCGAGGACAUGGACACGGCCGAGAUCGCCCGGCAGGUGAAAGAGCAGCUGAUCAAGCACAACAUCGGCCAGCGCGUCUUCGGCCACUACGUGCUGGGCCUCUCCCAGGGCUCCGUCAGCGAGAUCCUGGCCCGGCCCAAACCGUGGAACAAACUCACCAUCCGCGGCAAGGAGCCCUUCCACAAGAUGAGGCAGUUCCUGGCCGACGAGCAGAACAUCCUGGCGCUUCGCAGCAUCCAGGGACGGCAGCGAGAGGGCUCAGGCCAGCCCCAGCUUAGCCGAAUGUUUCAGGAUGUUCCGAAGCGGAGAGCCCUCUCCAAUACAGCUUCACACACAGGGAACAUCACAGCUCGCGUCCGCUCUCAAGAUGCCGGUUCAGACGAGGCCAUCAAGUCCAUUCUGGAGCAGGCCAAAAGAGAGCUGCAGGUGCAGAAAGCCGAUUUGUCGCAUGCGCAGCCCUCCUACGUAGGCCUGAAAGGAGGGGGCGGAAGCGGGCUGGGGGGCGGCGGGUCAGACGAGGCCAUCCGCUCCAUCCUGGAGCAAGCCCGCCGGGAGAUGGAGGCCCAGCAGGCUGCGCUGGAACCCAUCCUCAAAGCCUCAUCGUCCUCAUCCUCCCUGAUGUCUCAGAGGGACCUCAUGAGCUCGCCGCUCACCGCUCCCCUCCCCCCUUACAAUCCCCUGGCUCUCUCCCUCAAGAAGCCUCCCAGCUCGCUCUUGUCCUCCCCCUCCUCCCCGUCGCCAGUGCUGGACUUCAGUUCUGGCAUCAAGAGGGAGAGCAGGCCCUCUUCGGGCAUCGACAUGUCAUCGGACGGCGCUUUCAGGCAAGGUCGGAGCUCCGAGGGCUCGGUACGCUCCGGGACUGCGGCGGGAGGGGUGGGUUACUGGAGAGAGCAGUGGUGGAGCAGCAUGCACACGGACCCCCGCAGGACUUCAGCUGGAGAUGAGAACCACAACCAGGAAGACUCCAAAGAGGGAAUACUGAGUGACAGUCUGUCUCGAAACAAGCCGUGGAACAAGUUGAACCAGAGGAACCGGGAGCCCUACCUGCGCAUGCAGCCGUGGCUCAAUGGAGACCAGGGGCAAAACGCACAUAUCCAGCAAGCUCACAACCAAGAAGGUACUCCCAAAACAUCAGCGAGCUGCAGCCCCGCGCCGGAGUCGCCGCUCAGCUCGGCCGAAGAAUCCGUCAACGGCCUCGCCGGCGAUCUGCUCACGUCGCAGUCGUCCGGGCUCAAGACCGCCUGCGACGAGCCUUCGUGCGGAGACUCCCAGCCUGGAACCCCGCUGCCUGUACCCGGCCACUCGGGUCUGAGCAUUCAGGAGAUGGUUGCAAUGUCUCCCGAGCUCGAUACGUACGCUAUUACCAAGAAGGUGAAGGAGGUGCUGACAGACAACAACCUCGGCCAUCAUCUAUCCCAACCAGGCCAGCGUCUGUUUGGGGAGACGAUCCUGGGUCUGACACAGGGUUCCGUCUCAGACCUGCUGGCCAGGCCCAAACCGUGGCACAAGCUCAGCCUGAAGGGCAGGGAGCCCUUUGUCCGGAUGCAGCUUUGGCUCCAGGACCCGCACAGUGUGGAGAAACUCAUGGACAUGAAGCGACUGGAGAAGAAAGCCUACAUGAAGAGGAGGCUGAGCUCCUUGAGUGACGGCCAUUCUGUGGACGGUGGCCUAGUGGGGCCAGACUACGUGCAGGGCUCUCAGAGUCCGGGGCCACAGCAGCACCUGAAGAAGCCCAGAGUGGUGCUAGGCCCCGAAGAAAAGGAGGCCCUGAAAAGGGCUUACCAACAAAAACCGUAUCCCUCACCCAAGACCAUUGAGGAGCUGGCCUCGCAGCUCAACCUGAAGACCAGCACCGUUAUCAACUGGUUUCAUAAUUACAGGUCACGUAUCCGGCGAGAGCUCUUCAUUGAGGAAAUCCAGGCAGCCGGAGGGGUCGGGCCCGGCAGCGAGGGGGGCUCCCCUUCCCUCCGCGGGUCGAAAUCAGGCGAAGGGGACAGCUGCGACGGGACCGAGUCGGAGGGCACAGUGGAGGCGCGCCAGGGAUUCGGUGCGGGCCUGGAGGAGCACAGGGGAGCGUGCAAAGACCACGACAUGGAGGCCGAGUCUGAGGCGGGGGGCUCGAAUAAUUCUCCUUCCCAGCUAGACUGCGUCCCGCCGGGCUCUAGUUGCGGCUCGGGCGGACUUGGGCUCUUCAGCCUAACGGAGGCAUCCCCCGGAAGCUCCGCCUCGAGUACUAAUCUCCCGGCCUCCGGCCCGGCCAGAAACCCCAGGGACAAUAAUUUGCGCAAGAAGAAAGCGGCCAACCUCAAUAACAUCAUCCACCGGCUGGAAAAGGCCGCCAGCAAAGAGGAUCCCUCCGAGUGGGAGUUCUAGCCCCGCCCCCUCCUCCAGCCUGAGCGCCCUUCGCCCCUCUUGUCUCAUAACCUCACCACCUCUAACCUUGGACCCCUCCUGCUCUGUUCCAGUUGGAGAGUGGACACAGCCAAAGUCAAGCUCAGCAGCCAUUUUUACUACAAAGCUUUUCCCAAAAGAGGAAAGCGAGGUUGGCAAAACCCUUAAAAACAAACAAAA
Syngnathus acus (greater pipefish) is the source of this 4427-nucleotide messenger RNA. RefSeq names its product cut-like homeobox 1b (gene cux1b). Gene Ontology annotation, cellular component: Golgi membrane. Bases 63 to 4229 code for a protein of 1388 amino acids. Gene Ontology annotation, biological process: intra-Golgi vesicle-mediated transport; regulation of DNA-templated transcription. NCBI's taxonomy places the organism in Eukaryota, Metazoa, Chordata, Actinopteri, Syngnathiformes, Syngnathidae. The record is from RefSeq and is a predicted model, not a curated record. Gene Ontology annotation, molecular function: DNA-binding transcription factor activity, RNA polymerase II-specific; DNA binding. The transcript has 23 exons.